ACCAUACAGGGGUUCGCCGCGCUCCUCUUAUACUUCCCUUCCCCGCCGAUUCAAGGUUUGCAGAGCCUCUGCUUCCCCGAAUCCUAACGGUCAGACUGCAUGGAUGAACAUCCUUCCUUCACCUUUUGGCGAGUCAUGCAUUCUACGCUCUUUCGUUCCUGAGACUCUACUUCCGAAGCUUAGAAUCAGGCACAAGCACCUUGCGCACGCGUAGCAUUGGCAGGGUGUAUACCUUGACCAAGCCGAAAAUCUGGUGUAAAAUUGCCGAUAACCUUACUAUGCGAAAAGCCAGUCGACGUACGACUUAAUCGUAGCGUGUCAACGGCCCAGCGAAUUGAAGCGAUCAUAGCACGAUUUCUAGCGGACUAACGGCACCAUGGUCCGAAGAGAUAUCAGUGACGGCGCCUUACCGUCGAAGCGGAGAGCCGACAAACAAGCUAUGGCAAGCGACCUUAGAGCCGAUUUGGAGGUUCUUCGGGCGAAGCACGGCGAAGAAGCACAAGCCAUCGCACUUUACAUGUUAACACCUCACGGUGAAGUGACAUUGACAACAACCGGACAUGUCCUGCCCUCCGUCGAAGGGACUCUCAUGAAAGGCCGGACUCGCCUUCGCGAAGCCCUCGAUGUUGCGAAUGUUAUCAUGGAGAUCGACCACGGUUCACAAGUUGGAGAAGAACCGUGUCUGGCUCCGGACGGUCCCGGCGACCUUACUUUCCGCAAGGAGCGAAGGGCUAUGCCCAACGUCUCGCAAUUGCAGCUUCAGAAGACGCGCUUGAGUGGCGGGUACGUUAAACCAGCGGAACCUUAUCAGGUGCGAGCCGAAGUUUCGCACCCCCCUGACAGUGAGCGUGUACUUCCCGCCAUAGCUCCACCUGGACGAUUGAAGGCGAAAAGCUUCCGCAUAGAUGAUGAGGCCGCAGUCACAGCUUUCCUUCACGAUCGCUUCAGCGAAAUGCAGCAACUGUCCGACAAGAGGAUCGCAAAGGUUUGGAUCAAAGGCAUCUGUCCUAAGAAGCAGGCGAAGUUCCCAUACCAAAACACCAAGCGAGAAAAGCGGACGGGCGAGAAGGGUCUGGUACCCGGCUGGUGGCCAGACACCAACGUAUGUCCGUUCACGGAGCCUGACCACAUCAGGAAAGAGCAACGGAAUGAGCUCCUCGUCCACAUUCUGCGACUGCGACCGACUCCCGAACAGCUAAAGACGAUGAACAAUGACACCUGUGAAGCUUAUCCAACCUACGCGGUCCAGAGCUGGACGCAAUUCUUGAAAGAGCUUUGCCCUGUCACAUCUCUUGAUGAUCUCUCCCCGUCCACUCCAGCCAGGAUCAAGAUGCGGCAGCGUCUUUUCGAAGAGCUCUAUGGAGCCGCCGAGAUGGAAGAAGACUUCAAGACUGGAGGACGAGACGGUAGCAGCCGCUACUAUUACUCUGACGGAGCCGGUGUCAUCGACAAGAAGGCUCCCAGGGCUAAACGCCGCCGUCGUGAACCGUCGUCUGGCGCAUCGGUCGCGCUCGACAGCUGCUCACAGUCCGGCUCGUCGUCCAGCAGUGAAGGCAGGCAAACAAAGAGGCCGUGUUGUGACGCCGACACAUCACGUCAAGCAUCGGUCGCCGCGCGAGAUCACCUCAAGAGACCUGAACGUGACGAUGACGCGCCGGACCAACGUCAGCCUGAACGCCGACCGACCCUUGACCACGAAACCGAAGUCUCGAAUCAGCCUCGAAUAAGAAACGGAGGGGCAAUUGCAGAUCAUUCCGCCUGGUCCGAAACCCAUGAUAUCCACCCACUUGGCGGCUUGUCGAUCAACAUGCAGUGGCAGAGCGUGCCGCACGAUGCUAGUCCUGGCUUACACCAUUAUCAGCAGCCUUGGACACACCCACUGGCUUUCGAGCCUUUGUCGCUCCAAGCGCUGAGUGCCCAGCCUGGCUCAUUCGAUGCUUUUCAAGCUCACUAUGGCGGCGGAUCACAGUACCCUGGUAACCAUGACUAUAGCUCUGUCGGAUGUGGACCACGUCACUAUCAGCAGCAACAAGCGCCAGUCAACCUCGGCGUGCAUGAUCAGUCCAUCCAAGCGUACCGCCUCACUGACGUACCCCAGCCUUGCUUUGACAACACCGCAGACACCCCGCUGUUUUCGCCUACCAGUUCAGAGUACCCAGGCGGCUACCCACAUGAUAGGACGCCGGGUGUGGCACACAUGGCAACGGACAUGACUCGUGAGGAAAAUGCUGUAGCGUUGCAGGCUCUCCAGCUCAACCAGCAGUAUCUCGAUGACAAGCCUGCCAAGGCAGAGCAGAAACCUCACCAGAGCAUGUUCGCUAAUGGGCAUGGGAUCGGACAGGAGGGUUCGUCGACAGUGUAUAACAGACAUCCGAUGGUCCUUCCACCCCACCUGCUUGGCGAUACCUAUGCGGCGUAUCACUAAGCUGACUCAAAUACCACGGCGUGCGUGAAACCUGGGCCGGCGACGUUGGUCAGCAUCCACCAUUUGCGACCUUUCGAACGUGUCUAGACCCGAUGUGUACUGCAGCUUCGAACGCGCCCUGUGGCCCGCGCCUUCUACUUCGAACGUGCCGACAGCUGCAUGACAGAUCGUCCCGCCACCCAACUCGAGCAGUGCUGGUUUGGUCUUUCCUCUCAUUACGAAUCGAGCGGUCUGCGAUCCU
Molecule: messenger RNA, 2666 nt
Organism: Baudoinia panamericana UAMH 10762
Lineage: Eukaryota; Fungi; Ascomycota; Dothideomycetes; Mycosphaerellales; Teratosphaeriaceae
Exons: 5
Coding region: 377-2425 (682 amino acids)
Source: RefSeq, a predicted model, not a curated record